This is a messenger RNA of Entamoeba invadens IP1, 1623 nucleotides long. RefSeq lists its product as hypothetical. NCBI's taxonomy places the organism in Eukaryota, Evosea, Mastigamoebida, Endamoebidae. The record is from RefSeq and is a predicted model, not a curated record. The coding region runs from base 1 to 1623 and encodes 540 amino acids. The transcript has a single exon.
AUGAAGAUACUUGAACAGGUGUUUAUUAAAAACGUCGUGUUGUAUCUCGAAACCAAAGAAGAUGUAAUUAACUUGAUCUUAGUCAAUAAAACAAUGACAGAAGCUAUCAACACUAUGUACAUUAAUCCUUACAAGCUGACAACAAAAUGCUCAAUCCAGGAAGUACUCCAACUCUUCCCAGCACUCCAAACUUUGUAUUUAUACAGUGGAAACUCUUCAAAUUUGAAUAACGACGAUUUAAAGUCGCAAUUGGAAAAAUUUCCAAUCAUUGAUUUGAACUUGGAUGGAUACUACGAAAAUACAAAAGGAAAAAAAAUAGAGAAACACCCACUUUUCAACAUCAGAAACAUUUUUCAGAAAAUAAGAAAGUUGCGUGUGAAUGUGGAACAGAUCAAAGCAAGAAAUUUUAAUUUAGAAGCAUGUAAACAACUCACUUCAAUUACAGUUAUUGAGCACAACAACAAAAUUGAUAGUGCCGAGGUAAUGAGUCGUAUCGCAAAACACAAGACGUUGAAAACAGUAGUUUUAAUACUCACAUGUACCAACGCAUUGGAAUUGAUAAAGAGAGUCAACUUUAGUGAACACAUGCAAACGAAUUACAAGCUUAUAGUGAUAGCUUCACAAAAAAUUGUUAAAGAACCAAAUUACAUAAAUUUUACACAACUUCCUGAAAACGUCAAAGUGUACACCACGUAUAUUUCUAAAAAUACAAUCGAACAGAACAUCGAUUUUGUACCUCUGACAAAAUGUGUUGUGACACAACUAGACUGCGGAAUCAAAAUUAUGAAAGACGUUGGAAAUCAUGUGGACUAUGUGACGGAUAUACUACAAAAGUGUUUGACUAACAAAGUGCGAGUUGCUUCAUUUGGCAAACACAAAUACACAGAAGUUAAUGAUUAUGCAGACAGACAAAUCAACACCCUUGAUUUAAGUCAAUGUGAAACAAUAAGCGAAAUUGAAAUUAAAAAUGUCCACCAUUGCGUAAUAACUGUUCCAAAUAGGGCAAGAAAUAUUUUUAUCCAGCAUGUGAACAAAGACACGACAAUAGAAAUGGCUAACUGUCGUCCAAGUGUUUUAAAUAUUUUUUAUUGUAAGGCGGACAUGUCUUGUAUUAAUGAUGACAAUAUAAAAGAGCUUUGGAUCGAUUCUUUAGAUACUAUUCAAUUUAAACAUAAAAAUCAAAUCAUCGGACACAAAUAUGUCGUCAACUUGGACAUCGUCAAGACGUAUAUAGUUCAAAACUACUCAACUCCUCAUGAAUUUGUUUUAGAAAAGGGUGGCAAAGUAAUUACAAGUUUUAGUGUUGGUGUCUUUGAAAUGGAAUAUCCUCUUAAAUUACAAAUUGAUAUUCCUGGCUCUCUUAUUGAUCUAACACAAAUACCAUUAAAUGAGUUCACUAUUUAUAACGACCAGGAAGAGUUACUAGAAUUUGAUAAUCCAGUAAAACUUGGAGAUGUCAAGGAUGUUUCAAUAAGUGGUGUUUGUUUGAAUGAUUUAAGUGUUGGAAAUGUCAAUUCCAUUUCAUUGAGUGUGGUGAAAAUACGGAAGUUCAAAAUUAUAAGUGCAAAAUAUUUUAGCAUUCAAGAAUCGACACUCAAUAUAGAAAAUUUGGAAUUCCUUUAA